Messenger RNA from Postia placenta MAD-698-R-SB12, 933 nucleotides. RefSeq lists its product as hypothetical. Lineage: Eukaryota; Fungi; Basidiomycota; Agaricomycetes; Polyporales; Adustoporiaceae. The transcript has 2 exons. The record is from RefSeq and is a predicted model, not a curated record. The annotation marks the transcript as partial.
AUGUCAAAGCUCCCUCACUCAAUGUUUGGCCAUCAAAAUGCUGAACAGAAACUCGCGGCGGUCGAAGGCAACCAUCUCGUGGCUGGCGCCACCAGUUCCGCUUGCACGCCUGGAUUGGAGCCAGAUUCGGCUCAUAUAUUCUCUCAAAGACAAGACCGACUUGUCGGCACCUCCCCAUCUUUGCCACUGGAGCGUGGGCCCCCGCCCGUACAGAACCAUGCCCCUAGUUCUCACCUGCCUUCGCUGCUUUCUGUAGCUCCUCCUUCGAAUAGAACCAUCCAAACCAUUUCAGUGGACUCUGACCCGACUGCGCCACUGCCCCAGCAGGCUCAACUGGACCACAGGCGCGCCCCUUUCGACAACCCGAUCCAUUACGCCUACCCCGUCGAGGCACCACUAGAUGAAGAUGACCCCCAAUGGCUCGAGAAGAUGUUCCAGCAGCGACACAGAGAGCAGCGCUUCGUCGGGGACAACAUCCUCGCAACCGAGUCUGUCCUCGGCGAUGUGGCGCGCGAGCUGCGCGUUGCGGAGCUCCAGCUCGAACAGGAGCUGAAGCUCUCGCAAGCUGUCGUCACGCUGCUUGGGAGGCUGGCAGGCCCCCAGUUCGGCGUGUGGCUGAACCAGCGUGUGGCGGCCGGAGACGGCAAUCUGUCAGACGAGAGCGACGUCGACAGCUAUCGGCCCCGCCAGGCUGGGAAUAAUGACUUUCCACGCAUCCCUGGUUUCCACACACCGACAAAGCGCCCCAGAGAUGACGGAGACGACAAUGUCGGCGACAGCAGCAGCGGCGAAGAGGGGCACGGCGGUGGUCCCAAGGUCCGCCGCAACUACAAGCGCCAACGGCUUGUGCUCAAGUCAGAGCUGAAGAACAUGCCCCUUGGAUCGCCGGCAGUAGUGCUCAAAGAAGAGCCCGAGGCCGACGAAGAAAUCCAG